CGGGAAUUUAGGUCGUCUUCGGAAUGUUGUUAAGUAUAUUCCCUCUUGCGCUCCUUCCUCUCAAUCACGAUGGUCAACGUCACUUACGACGCCUCCGGUACUCUCACCACGACAGACACAGACGGCGUCGUACACGUUUACAAUAAUGGUGACAUUGCAUGGACUCUUGCAGCCACUGCGCUUGUGUGGAUCAUGAUCCCCGGAGUGGGGUACCUGUAUUCAGGACUGUUGAGGAGGAAAAAUGCACUUGGUCAAAUUUAUAUGGGCGUUAUGAUCUUGGCCGUUGUCUCUUUUCAAUGGUUCUUCUGGGGUUACUCACUCGCCUUCAGUGAGACUGGUAGCAAAUACAUUGGAGACCUCAAAUACUUUGGUCUCAAAGGCGUCCUUGACGCUCCUUCAAUGGGUAGUGCGCGCAUACCUGCAAUCGUUUUCUGCGUGUACCAACUCAUGUUCGCCGCAAUCACCCCGAUGCUCGCCGCCGGCGCCUUUGCAGAACGGGGACGUUUGGGUCCUGUUCCCGUAUUCGUCUUCAUGUGGUCAACGCUCGUCUAUGAUCCCAUAGCUUGCUGGACCUGGUCAGCGAAUGGAUGGGCCUUCAUCAUGGGAGGUCUCGAUUUCGCUGGUGGAACUCCGGUCCAUAUUUCCUCGGGAACAGCUGCGUUGGCUAUUAGUAUCUAUCUUGGCAAGCGAAAGGGCUGGGGGACUGAGCGGCUAUCAUAUAAACCUCAUAACACGAGUUUCGUCAUUCUAGGCACCGUAUUUCUCUGGUUUGGAUGGUUCGGCUUCAAUGGUGGUAGUGCUCUGAGUGCCAACUUGAGGGCAGCCCAGGCCUGCAUAGUGACCAACCUCGCCGCUAGCGUCGGUGGGCUGACAUGGAUGCUGUGGGAUUACCGUCUGGAAAAGAAAUGGUCAGCAGUCGGUUUCUGUUCUGGUGCCGUUUCGGGGUUAGUGGCAAUUACUCCCGCGAGCGGAUUCGUUGGAUCCCCCGCCGCAGUACUGUUUGGAGUUAUGGCUGGCACAUGCUGCAAUUUUGCCACCCAGCUCAAAUUCGUCUUCGGUUAUGAUGAUACUCUCGAUAUCUUUGCGUCCCAUGCUAUUGGUGGCAUCGUCGGAAACAUUCUGACCGCACUUUUUGCUCAGGCCUCGGUCGCCGGAUUCGAUGGCAUCACUGUCAUCAACGGAGGUUGGAUUGAUCACCAUUAUAUCCAGCUUGGGUACCAGCUCGCCGACAGUGUCUCCGGCGUUGCGUACUCCUUUGUGAUGACAACAAUCAUCCUUUGGAUUAUGCACUUCAUCCCUGGCUGCCGCUUGCGUCUCAACGAGGACGUGUCAGAGGAGGCCCAGGCAGUUGGUAUGGACGACUAUGACAUGGGCGAGUUCGCAUAUGACUACGUUGGACUAGAGCAGGAGCUUGCUGGUGAGGACAGCGAUGCCCUUGGUGUGACGACUGGUGGCCGGGAACCUCAUCAUGUACAUCAACAUCACCAUGACAGUGGAACCAGCAGUGUAGAGGAGAAGAAGGAGGGACCAACCGUUACGUCUGCGUAAGCAGGUAGAAAACAUAUCUUAGUAGUUUAUGCCUUCAACUCUAUCACACAAACUCGUUUCCGCGCUGUACAUAUACUCUAGUCUUCGUAUAGUUGAGUAGUAUUUUACCCCGAAUUAGUGGGUUAUGACAUGAAUGGGAUUCCUUUUUUUUGGACAGCUUCCAGUAGCUUUCGUAUAUUCACAAUCUUGCAAUGG
Messenger RNA from Guyanagaster necrorhizus, 1743 nucleotides. Its product is annotated as ammonium transporter. The coding region runs from base 70 to 1548 and encodes 492 amino acids. Gene Ontology annotation, cellular component: plasma membrane. The transcript has 6 exons. Gene Ontology annotation, biological process: ammonium transmembrane transport. Lineage: Eukaryota; Fungi; Basidiomycota; Agaricomycetes; Agaricales; Physalacriaceae. Gene Ontology annotation, molecular function: ammonium channel activity. The record is from RefSeq and is a predicted model, not a curated record.